This is a messenger RNA of Guillardia theta CCMP2712, 315 nucleotides long. RefSeq lists its product as hypothetical. Bases 1 to 315 code for a protein of 104 amino acids. The transcript has a single exon. NCBI's taxonomy places the organism in Eukaryota, Cryptophyceae, Pyrenomonadales, Geminigeraceae. The record is from RefSeq and is a predicted model, not a curated record.
AUGCAGGAGGGAGGGAGACGAUCCUCGACCUCAUGCAGGAGGGAGGGAGACGAUCCUCGACCUCAUGCAGGAGGGAGGGAGACGAUCCUCGACCUCAUGCAGGAGGGAGGGAGACGAUCCUCGACCUCAUGCAGGAGGGAGGGAGACGAUCCUCGACCUCAUGCAGGAGGGAGGGAGACGAUCCUCGACCUCAUGCAGGAGGGAGGGAGACGAUCCUCGACCUCAUGCAGGAGGGAGGGAGACGAUCCUCGACCUCAUGCAGGAGCACAGGUAAAGUACUGGGCUGCAGGAAGAGGCGUGUGCGGUGCUCGAUAA